Oryzias melastigma (Indian medaka) is the source of this 2670-nucleotide messenger RNA. It is a transcript of the gene prdm13, whose product is annotated as PR domain containing 13. The record is from RefSeq and is a predicted model, not a curated record. Lineage: Eukaryota; Metazoa; Chordata; Actinopteri; Beloniformes; Adrianichthyidae. Gene Ontology annotation, molecular function: protein binding. Gene Ontology annotation, cellular component: nucleus.
AUCCGGUUGGUGCGUGGGGAGUUUGUGGAUGAAUCUGGGUGCGCCGUGCCAGACUGGAUCGGAUUCAUCCGCGCCGCCAGGAACAGUCAAGAGCAAAACCUCGAGGCCGUGACGGACUUACCUGGCGGACAGAUUUUCUACCGGGUUCUGAGGGAAAUCCCCGCUGGUGAGGAGCUCCUGGUUUGGUAUUCCAACGCUUUGGCGCAGUGGUAUGACAUUCCCGUGACGGCAACUCCCACGCACGACGAGAAAGGAGAGGAGCGCUACAUCUGCUGGUACUGCUGGAGAAUCUUCAAAUACCCCAACACGCUCAAGGCCCACGUCCACUUCCACUGCGCUCUGAGCAACGGGAGAGGCUUCGUGAGCAGCGACUUGGUCAGAGGCACGGAGAACUUCAGCCGGUCACCGAAAUCCGGAGACAUUCCCAGCGCUUCCACCUCUCCGAGGAGCGCGCACAACAACUCCUCCAUCUCAGACUCUGGGAGGCGGGUGGUGUCUUCCUCGCCCUUUUUGAACAAAACGGGACUCUCGAGGAAAAGCAGCUCCGAGGAGCAGGACAGAGCCCUCGACAUGAGCGUGGCGUCAGCGAGAACCCAGGGUCCCCUCCUUAGCCUUGGCGCCACGUCCUCGGUGUUGGGCGGCAUGGGCUUCCAUCCGGGCGUGCGCUCCGCCUUCAAGCCGACCGGAGUUUCUAAAGCCUCGGGUUCGGAGACUUCGAGAGAGGAGGCCAACGGGAAGCUGGGCGGCCUCGGAUUCAGCAAACUCUUAGGAAGCACCAAGCCAAUCCGCAACCUGGGCGAAGGCCUGAACGGGGGAGGGAGCCACCCUCCAAAGUGCGCACCUGCAAUUGUGGACUCGGCUUCUCAGAUGGUUCCGUGCGCAAACGCCAUCAGGGGUUUCCCGUUGCUGCCCCACCUGGAAGAAGGCUCAGCUUUUAAACACGUGGACAGCCGAAUACACCCAGGCCUGUCCCCCUCCCGCUACCCACAGAUGACCCCCGGGCUUCAUUUCGAGAGGUUCUCUCUGCCUCCCUUCGACGGGGUCAAAACGUACGGGGGAGACUGCAACAUCCCGCUGAUGCCGUUCACCGUCUACAACGGAGAGCUUCUGUACAGCUCGCCCUACUACCCGCUGAAAUUCCACUUCAGCAACCUCCUGAAGUACCAAGAGUCCAUGUCCUACUUUGGCGCGCCCUCCCUGAGCCAAGAUCUGGGUUCCAUCACGAACAUUGACCGGGAGAUCGCCAUGCACACGCAGCAGCUGUCCGAGAUCGCGGCAGAGAAGAACCGCACGCGGCUCGACUCCCUGCCAGCGGGGAGCGCCAGCAGCGGCGCGUCAGGUAAACCCAAAAAGGGACACCUGUGUCUGUACUGCGGAAAGCUGUACUCCCGGAAAUACGGCCUGAAAAUCCACAUGAGGACUCACACCGGCUACAAGCCGCUCAAAUGCAAAGUUUGCUUCAGGCCUUUUGGUGACCCGAGCAACCUAAACAAACACAUCCGGCUGCAUGCGGAGGGAAACACGCCGUACAGGUGCGACUUCUGCGGGAAGGUGCUGGUGCGCAGAAGGGACCUGGAGAGGCACGUCAAGUCCAGGCAUCCGGGUCAGACUGUCAAGAAGCUAGAAGACAAACCGGGCGGAGGCCUGUUCGAGGACGCAGAGCAGAAGAGCGACAACGACAGUGACGUGGACGUCUGCUUCACGGACGACCAGAGCGACCAGGAGUCCAGUAAAAUCAACGACUGACAUGUUUACGCACGGACCAGAGACUCUUCAGAGACCAGUGUUUGCAGAGCGCAGGACUGAACGCUGUUUUAAAGUCGCUCAUUCACCCAAAGUUGUCUGUUAAAUCAAACAAAACUGUUUUCAGAUUUGGUUUUUAUGGAGUAAAAGGGAUACAUUUAGAAAAAAACUGAAUUUAUCCGCAGAUGUCGUUUCUUGCCAUUUUAUGAUGAAAAGCUGUUCUGUAGACAUUUGUGUUUAUUAUAAAAAAAACACCACAAUCAUCUUCCAACUGUUUAUACAGACACAAACGGGUUCCUCAUCGACGCACAAAAAAGUGAAUUUUGCUGCAAACAAAACAAGAACAAUAAUCAGCUACUGACAGUUUUCCCAUCGCAACAACAAAAACAACAAAAGCUGUCACGAUUUGAAGUCUUGUUUGCAGAGUAAAAAAGUAACACGUUUUUAUUUGUGUCCACCUGACGUUUGUAAAAAGCAGAAUUGACUGAUCCAAACGGAAGAGAAAAAACGACUUUACCUCAGUCUGAGUCUCCUGAAUGAGCAUCACCCUUUCUUAAAUGUUUCUUUUUUGUCCCUUUGAGACUGUCAGUUGCACUUUAAAAUCAUCUCCACUAAGCAGCUGCAAGAAAAUAAAUUAUUGUUAUCAAUUUUUUUUGUCCCAGAAUAAAACACUUAAAGUUGCACUUUGUUGUCGAGGCGGAAUCAGCCGAACAGCUUCCAGUUUAUUUAUGGAUUUAUUACCAGAGAAAAAAAAAGUAUUGAUAGCAGUUAUAGAAUUUGUAUAGAAGCUGUAAAGUAAUAUUUCACAUUUCGGUGGAGAAUUGUUGUACAUGUGUGCUGAUGUUGUCUGAGAGGAAAAUGUUUUACUUCUGUCAAUUAAGUGGUUGGUUUUUGAAUAAAUUUAAUUUAAAACUCGAAAAAAAUUGU